Molecule: messenger RNA, 747 nt
Organism: Fusarium vanettenii 77-13-4
Lineage: Eukaryota; Fungi; Ascomycota; Sordariomycetes; Hypocreales; Nectriaceae
Product: carbohydrate esterase family 4
Exons: 1
Coding region: 1-747 (248 amino acids)
Biological process (GO): carbohydrate metabolic process
Cellular component (GO): membrane
Molecular function (GO): hydrolase activity, acting on carbon-nitrogen (but not peptide) bonds
Source: RefSeq, a predicted model, not a curated record
AUGGCGACCCUCAUCGCACUCAUCGUCCUCGUAGGCCUCCUGGUCUUUCCCUUCUACUCGGCGUACUGCAUCUACAAGCCUCCGCGCUUCCUCAUCGGCUGGCUGCGCAGGAAAUAUCCCGACGUUCUCUUCGAGGAGACGACCGACCAAAAGAUUAUCGCUCUAUCCAUCGACGAUGCGCCCUCCGCACACACGGACGAGAUUAUGCAGGUUCUACAGGAGAACGAUGCACACGCCACCUUCUUUGUCAUAGGGUCCCAGGUCGAGGGUCGCAAGGAUAAACUGGUCAAACUGGUCAAGAACGGCCACGAGCUGGGCAACCACGCCAUGCAUGAUGAGCCUUCGAGGUCACUCAGCAAUGAACAGCUACUGAAGGAGGUUCACAUGGUCAAGGAGAUGUUGACAGAGGCGUAUGCGGCCAAUGGAAAGAUCCUCAACAACAACUACUUCCGUCCCGGCUCGGGGCUGUUCAAUUGGCGGAUGCGUGAUGUGCUGGGAAACCAGGGCUUUCGCAUAACACUGGGGAGUGUUUACCCACACGACCCCCAGAUUCCUUACCCCGACACCAACGCCAAACACAUCUUGAGCAUGGCUCAUCCAGGUGCUAUCAUCAUCUGCCAUGAUAGAAGAUCGUGGACACUGCCCAUGCUGCGUAUCGUUCUUCCCGAGCUUAAGCGGCAAGGGUACAAGAUUGUCACCAUCACAGAGCUCGUGAAAUCCGUGUCGUCACAGAACCUGAUGCAGUGA